AUGAAUGCUGCUUGGAUCGUUUUCCAUCAAAGAUUUCAACUAAUCUCGGUUUAUAAUUUCAUGAAAUCUUUUGAAGAAGAAAUUAAUGACGCAGACUCAACCACCCUUCAGUUCAGAACAUCCGAGAGACUGGAACGACGUAUACCACAGUUGGGGUAUAAAACUUGCACGGUCGACAAUUGUCUGUAUUUGGCCGGAGGAAACAAAUAUAACUACUUUACUACAAAGAAACUUUACACCUACAAUUUCGUUACAUCAAUCUGGACAAAGCGUUGCAGUAUGAAUAAUCCAAGAUGCAAUUUUUAUUUUGGUGAAAUGGAUGGACAUUUAUAUGCUGUUUCUGGAAGCUCGUACAAUACAUCCAUUAGAACAGUUGAAAAAUACAUCCCUCAAGAAGAUAGAUGGCUCAUGUUGGCGCCUCUGCCAGUUGCAACUUAUAGAUCGGGAGGUAUGAUAAAACACGUUUCAGUAAAUUAUUGGUCAACAUGCGAUGUCAGUGAUGAUUACGAUUUCAACGAAACACAUCAGAGAAAAAUUUCGGAUACCGACAUUUUAGUUUAA
Molecule: messenger RNA, 561 nt
Organism: Helobdella robusta
Lineage: Eukaryota; Metazoa; Annelida; Clitellata; Rhynchobdellida; Glossiphoniidae
Exons: 4
Coding region: 1-561 (186 amino acids)
Molecular function (GO): protein binding
Source: RefSeq, a predicted model, not a curated record